Messenger RNA from Acanthopagrus latus (yellowfin seabream), 2502 nucleotides. RefSeq names its product macrophage mannose receptor 1-like. The record is from RefSeq and is a predicted model, not a curated record. Lineage: Eukaryota; Metazoa; Chordata; Actinopteri; Spariformes; Sparidae. The coding region runs from base 1056 to 1961 and encodes 301 amino acids. The transcript is spliced from 10 exons.
UGUUACCAGUUUGUCUUGCUUAACAUUAAUGACUUCAGAGAACAAAGAUCCACAAGGACCCUGCAGAGGGACUGUCUAAUUUACUUGCAUACAUUUCAAAUGAGCUGAGCUCCCCCUAAAUAUAUUUAGAUAGAUGAGUUUAGGGUUAGGGUACAUGUUGGAUUGAGCUCUUAGAAUCUGUAUAAGAGAUAAGAGAAAAAAGGUUUAUAUUUUGCAGACAAAAUUGUUAUAGUCCUAAAACGUAUAAAUCACCCGUGAUGGUCUUCUGAAUACACCCACACGUGAAUUUAAGGGGCACUAUGUAGUUAUGGGGGAGAAAUUCUAACACAGAACUGUAAUAUUUACAUAAACAUGGCCUCAUUAAUAUUAAUGAGGCCAUGUUUAUGUUAAUAUUACAGUUGCCUCAUUGCCUCAUUAAUAUUAAUGAGGCAAUGAUACGAACAUAACUGAAUAAACAAGCGGUUCUCGGAGGAAAAUAAGGUCCCCAAACACUGUUUGAAGUUGGAAGGUGGCAGGGUCCGCCAAAUACAAACAAAAUAAAACAAUGUGAGACUGUGUCGCAGUCCUGUUGUUUGAGACUUGCUUUCUUUCUUGUGUGUUGGGCUGAUUUUCAGAUUCCCUCUGGACUAAUUGCAGUAGAUUCAGAUCACCUGUGUGCAGGGUAAGAAGGCUGACUCCUGACUGAGGAGUGGAAGCAGCUUGGAGUAUUCCUCUCCCAGACAGUCAUGGAGUGAUGACGGCCUUUUUGUGAGGGCUUAUAAGAGCUGGAGAAUGGCCCCUGCUGGGCCUUUACACUCAUUCUGAAUCUGUCCCUUAAAGCCUGAACUCUCUCUGGUAUAAAACUAUAAUCACUGUUAUUUUAUUUCUGUAUUUCAAGGGAGAAUAAAGGAGACCUCAAUCAAACACAACCAAAGUGAGAGCACGUGUAGCGGCAUGACUGGAUUGUCUUUGUAUUCAAAUCACUGUAACAUUCAAAUCCUCAGACACAACAACCGUAGCAGUCAAACACUGAAGAGGACGACUCCAGAAAUCUUAAGUCUUUGAUCAAAGUCAACAUGGAUGAGACUGUGAUUGUAUUACUCGCGCUUACAGGUUUCUGCAUCCCAUCCGCUUCCUCUUCACAUGUCUACUACUUUGUCAACAAGAAGAUGACUUGGUCUGACGCACAAGACUACUGCAUCGACCAUCACACCGACCUGGCCGAAAUAUAUGACAAGGAAAACCAAACCACAAUGAUGAACAGUGCUGCUGGGGGAUACAAAUACAAGGCCUGGAUAGGACUGUCCAGGAAGCUGAUCUUCAGAUGGGUGGAUGGAAAAAAAGUCACAUUUACCAACUGGCAUAUUGGUGAGCCGCACAUUGUCAAUACCAUAGAGGUGUGUGUAGUCCUGACUAAAGAUGGAUACUGGAGGGAUAACAGGUGCACCUUAUUAAGACAUCCCUUGUGUAUUCGAGGUGGACAUUACCUGUUUGGUUCAACAAGACUAACUUGGGCAGAUGCCCUUACCUACUGUAAAGAUAUAAGUGCCAGUCUGGCCACUUUCCUGGAAGGAGAUUAUGUCACCAAAGCCUGGCCGGUGGAUGGUGAUAUGGUGUGGAUUGGCCUCAGUGGACUUCGACACUGGCAUUGGUCAAAAACCGGAAAUUAUCUCACAUUCAUGAACUGGACAACUUAUGAAUUUAGUGACCAGACCGGAGAAGAAAACUGUGCAGCUGUCGAGCUGCAAAAUGGAACCUGGACUGAUGAGCAGUGCAACGCAACAUACCCUUUUUUCUGCUAUGGAAUUAAUAAAUCACAGAAAACAGUGGUGAGGAUGAAGAUCAGGUCCAACGCAAACAUGGAAGAUCCUGCAAUCAUAGCUGAUCUGCAGCAGCAGUUUCAUGCAGAAUUUGAUAAACAGGGAGUGUAUGAGGUGAAAGUGACCUGGACGAAACUGCCAGUAAAGGGGACAAAUGAUUAGAGGUACUAGUUGACCCUAUGAGAGCAACUCCCAGAAAGCUGAACCACAACGUUGCUCAAACAAAUACGGUUUACUGUAUACAGAUCUACAAGUUACUGUAGAACGCAUAGGAUAUGUUUGUCCCAUAUAAGUUAAAGACUGGACUCAGGAGCACUCAGCAUGUACAUAUCUCUGUUAAUACACAUAUAGCAGCAUGUUUGAGACAUCUUGUGUGAUAUAUACUCAAAUACUUGUUUUCCAUUUAAUUUCUCUGAUUACUGUUGUCAUUCAAUUAUUCAAUUUCUUUUUAAAACUAUCCUUGACUGUUGGUAGGUUUAUUGAUUAUGGCUGCACUGGUUUAAUAAAUAAAUCCAAUUGUAAACAAACUUGUGAGACACUGACUCUACUUCUCACUUCUGUGCAUUUGAUUAUAUUUAAGACUUUGCAUGACCUGCAGAAAGCUUGCAAUUCCAUUUGGAAGUCGGACACAUACAAAUACAAAAUCCAACUUGAACACUUUAGUAGUUUACUAUGACUAAUUGCUAUGUUACAGCCUAGUUCA